Canariomyces notabilis is the source of this 603-nucleotide messenger RNA. RefSeq names its product dUTP pyrophosphatase. Gene Ontology annotation, biological process: dUMP biosynthetic process; dUTP catabolic process. Bases 1 to 603 code for a protein of 200 amino acids. NCBI's taxonomy places the organism in Eukaryota, Fungi, Ascomycota, Sordariomycetes, Sordariales, Chaetomiaceae. Gene Ontology annotation, molecular function: dUTP diphosphatase activity; magnesium ion binding. The transcript is spliced from 2 exons. The record is from RefSeq and is a predicted model, not a curated record.
AUGACCGUUGACGCCAGCAGCAGCAGCAACAACAACAACAUCACGGCCACGCAGAACGAGCCCAUCGUCCCCACCUCCCCUCCCGCAAAGCGCAUCAAGACGACCGCCGACAGCGAAACCAUGGAUUCCUCCAACGGCGGCGUCCACCAUUCCACCGCAGCAGCAGAGCAACAGCCCCCUCCGUUGCUCAUCAAGAAACUCUCAGACAAGGCCCGCCUCCCAACCCGCGGCAGCGCCUUCGCCGCAGGGUACGACCUGUACGCGGCGCGCGACGCGACGAUUCCCGCGCGGGGCAAGGGCAUGGUUGAUACGGACAUCAGCUUGGCCGUGCCGGCAGGGACGUACGGCCGUAUCGCACCCCGCUCCGGACUCGCCGCAAAGCACUUCAUUGACACUGGCGCGGGCGUAAUUGACGCCGACUACCGGGGGCCGCUCAAGGUGCUGCUGUUCAACCACGGCGAAGCCGACUUUGAGGUCAAGGAGGGCGACCGGAUCGCACAACUGGUUGUCGAGCGGAUCUAUACACCCGAGGUCGUCGAGGUGCAGGAGCUGGAGGCGAGCGUGAGAGGGGCGGGCGGGUUCGGCAGCACCGGGAUGAAUUAA